AUGGCUUCGAAGACCUGGAACGUCGGAAUUGUGGGAUAUGGCUUUAGUGCCAAGACCUUCCACAUUCCCUUCAUUCAGGAAGUCCCUCAAUUCAAAAUCGCGGCUGUUGUGCAGCGCACCCCCAAGCCGGACGACGAUGCCGAGAAGGACCACCCCGGAAUCAAGUCCUACCGGACCACCGAGGAGAUGGUCAAGGAUGAGGGUCUCCAGGUGGUUGUCAUCACCACCGCGCCCGAUUCGCAUUAUGCCUUGGCCAAGCUGGCUCUGGAGAAUGGAAAGCACGUUGUCUGCGAGAAGCCCUUCACCCCCACUACUCAGGAAGCCGACGAGCUGGUUGCUCUGGCCAAGAAGCAGAACAAGCUCCUGGCCGUCUACCAAAAUCGUCGGUGGGAUGCCGAUUUCGUGACCCUGUCGAAGCUGGUGAAGAAUGGCUCUCUUGGCCGUGUCGUGGAGUUCGAGACUCACUUCGACCGUCAUCGCCCCCAGGAGCCCUCCCCCGAUGUUUCCAAGUGGAAGAACAAGGUCAUCCCGGGUGGUAGCGCCAUCUAUGACCUGGGCGCUCACCUCUUGGACCAGGCUGUGCACCUGCUUGGCAAGCCGGAGCGCGUGACUGGAUUCAUUGGCUCCCAGCGCGAGGUGAACACUUCCGGGUUCGAGGACUCUUUCACUGUUCUGCUCCACUACCCGAAGGGCGUGCUUGUCACGGCUAAGGCUGGUGUCGUCAGCCCGGAAGAGGAGCAACUGCGCUUCUGGGUCCGGGGAGAGAAGGGCAGCUUCAAGAAGUUCCAUCUCGACGUGCAGGAAGAGCAGCUCAAGGCUGGUGUGAAGCCAGGUGACAGCGGAUAUGGCCGAGAGCCUUCUGAGAGAUACGGUACUCUCACGACUAUUCAGGACGGCAAGCCCGUCAAGGAAGUCAUGCCCACAGUAGAGCCCCCGACCUGGACGGAAUACUACCGCAAGCUGGCGCGGGCUCUUGGUGGAGAGGGCGACCUCCCUGCCAGCGGCGCCGAGGCUCGUGAAGUGAUCCGGCUGAUCGAGUUGGCUCAGGAGAGCUCGAAACAGGGAAAGACCCUGGAUGUAUAA
Aspergillus niger is the source of this 1083-nucleotide messenger RNA. RefSeq lists its product as uncharacterized. NCBI's taxonomy places the organism in Eukaryota, Fungi, Ascomycota, Eurotiomycetes, Eurotiales, Aspergillaceae. Bases 1 to 1083 code for a protein of 360 amino acids. Gene Ontology annotation, molecular function: nucleotide binding. The record is from RefSeq and is a predicted model, not a curated record. The transcript is spliced from 5 exons.